AUGUAAGAUUGAUGAAGAGCCUCGAGCUCUUGAGUAUGCGAUAAUGGUACAUGAUUAUGAGGGUGAUAAGAAUGAGUAUGUCGGGCGGUCCCUUCACUUUUUGAGGGACAACCCGAGGUCGAGUAUGACUAAGGGCGAUAUCCUACGCAUGUGACAUCAAUAUGAGAUUCAUUCUUCUAUACAAAUGUGACUUCCAACUAUCGUUGAGCGUCCCAAUUGGGAUAGUGGCGAUUGGGUUUGUAUGUAUGAAUUUCCUUUUCAGAUUGGCUUUUGAUUCCCUUUCCCUCUAUUUGUACAAGAAGUGUUGGACUAUUAUGGGGUAGCUCCUAGCCAACUCAUGCCAAAUGCUUGGAGGUUAUUGUUGGGUAUAGAAGUCAUAGUUAGAGUGAAGGGGAAGAGGGUUGACUUUGUAGAUUUCAAGUCAAGUUAUUAUCUUAAACAACACGAUACAGAUAAAGGUCGAUAUCGAUUCAUUCUUAGAGCAAACAAAAAAGCUUGGGUAACAGAGUUGGUUGCUAGCAACAAGAGGGGUUGGAGGAAGAAAUAUUGUUUUGUCAAAGGUGACCUGUUUGGAAUGAGUGAUUAUGUGGUUCCUACUUCAUGGAGAACCUUAAGUAAGGGGCUUACUCGAUGUCCUCGCAGGGGGUGUUGGUCUGAAGCUCAAGUUAACGACUUGCUCUCUAUUCCUUUCGAUCAUAGUGCCCAUAAAAAGCUUCUUAUUUUGAAUAAAUCUUGUGUUGGAAAGUUAUGGAGAGGUGCGCAACGUCAAGAAGGUAGUAUUUUUUCACUCAACGUUGUCAAGCGCGCCCCCAUCCUUUUGUUGACCCGAGCCUUAGAGAAGAUGAUGCUGUUGCUAGGGGUAAGACUAAUUUACUUGGAAAGAGGUCUAAGAAGACCACAAGUCAUGUUGCAAAAUCUCGAGUUCCUGCUAAGGAACAUGAAGCUGGUGGCUCUCUGUUGCUAACUGAUGGUGUGGUUGUGGCUUCUCCACUGAGGGGUGACAACGUGUUGUCUAUUGAGGAGAGUAUGAUCAACCUGUCCAUCUCUUCUAAUAUUUCAGCUUACUCUGACCCUGCUUCUAUCAAAGGUCAUGUUAAGGCUCUUCUCCAUUCGAGAGAUGAAGAGCGUUUGAGGGGCAUCAGAGUUGCGGGGUGAGUGAAUUAUGGUGUUUCUACGAUUUACCAAGCUAUUCAAGCAGUCCUCUACAACAAUUUCUCUUAAUCAUAAGAACAGGCUUUGAACAAGGAGCAGUCUAGACUUAGCAAGGAAGUGGAGAACUUGAAACUGGAAGGAGAGACUACCAAAUCAUCAUAUGACAAGCUCAAACUGGAUUAUUCCUCGUUGAACACUGAGUUGGAGCGUGUGCAUGCCAGACUCAAGGAGUAGGAGGCUAAUUAUGUCGCAUUGUACCAGGAGGUUGAUGAUAUUUCGCUCAAGACUGCCAUCAAGACAAGGGGGAG
This is a messenger RNA of Cannabis sativa, 1460 nucleotides long. RefSeq lists its product as uncharacterized. Bases 338 to 964 code for a protein of 208 amino acids. The record is from RefSeq and is a predicted model, not a curated record. NCBI's taxonomy places the organism in Eukaryota, Viridiplantae, Streptophyta, Magnoliopsida, Rosales, Cannabaceae. The transcript is spliced from 4 exons.